AAGGUGACACCCACCUCUCCUCUUCUGCGCCGGUGUGUUGUAGCACCGCCCCAGUUCCGUUCCCGGUGGAGAUUUGUCUCCGGAAAACUUUUCUCCUGCUUUCUUGUUACUUUUUUGCGCCUUGUUUAGGACACGGCAAUGAAGAUUCCCUCCUCGUCUGACGGACUUUACCUGUGAUCACUUUCAGCGUGUGAAUCCGGGAGGACUCCAAACGUAAGACAACGGUGGAAAAUACUUUGAACGCUGACUGUGCGUUCAUGAAGCCUGUGUUCAGAUCCAGACUGAGCAGGCGACACUUUUCAGCAUCUAUCGAAUAACAAGCAGGAUAGCAUCAGCUCUCUGCACGAUGUCCUCUAGAGGUAGAACCGACUUGUGCCGAAUAUGUGGUGGAUCUCUCCAGGGAAACCAACGGCGGUGGCUGUUUGGGGGCCAAAAUAAGAAGACGGGUCAGCCUCAGACCCCGACAGAGUCCUUGAGAGGAGGAAGUCUGUCCCAGUCCACACAGAGUGGCCUCUGGGGCAGCACAUCAUCUCUGGGCUCCCCAGCAUCGCUCUCAAAGUCCCAGUUGUCAUUGAGCACCACGUCCAAAGGAGUGGAUCUGCUCUCGGUGUUGAGCCACAUCUUAGGGCAAUCUGUACCUCGAGGUGGCGGGCAGGGGGAGUUUGUGUGUGGCAAAUGUGUAUGCGUCCUUGAACGGGUGUUCAAGUUCGACUCAGUGAUAGCCAGGGUGAAGGUGCUUUCAUCCGAGAGGCUUCAAAAGCUCAUGCAGGAGAAGGACAAAAUCAGACAGUGGGUGCGCCAAAACUACCACCAGAGACAUCCGUGGGAGUUCCAGAGCAGGGACAGCACCAGCGAGGAGGAUGGAGAGGCAGAGAAGGAGGGCUACAGGGAUAUGCUUAAAGAGAACAUGGCACUCUCAGAGUAUGAGUGCUGGUCCGAGAAGUGGGACACAUGUCCGUAUUUUGUAAGAACAGGCAAAAGAUGCAGAAAGGGCAAAGGAUGUGAAGGCUGCGAUUCCCUGCGGGUGUCGGACUCGGCUUAUGAGUCAGUUUGUGGUGUUCCUCGCCACUUACCUUUUCAACCCUUUUCCCCUUUGGCGUUGUCACGAAACAUAUCCCGGAGCAUGCCCCUUAACUGGCAGAAGGGGUCGUCCAGCAGAUCCAGCCCGGCUUCACUGGCAGGGUCCAGCCUCUCCUUAGGAGCAUCAUCCCGCACUGUGUCUAUUCAGUCUCUGGACUCUGAUGAUGGCAAUGACCCAUUUGACUCUCCAGGUGAUCAGUCAUUCAUCUUUUUGCUGAAGGAGCUGAGAAGUAUUGAAGGGAAGGCGGUCAGCUCGCCUUUGGGGAGUAGGAUCCCAGUUCUGGGCAGGAAGGACAAGAAGUACUCAGGAAAAACUGGAGUGAUGGUGUCACCCACAGUGAACAGGGAGCUGAACUAUGGGGAUGUGGAGAAUGGAGAGGAUGAAAUGGGUGAUGAGGAUGGGGAUGUUCUGACAGAGCUGAGAGACGAGUUCAUGCCUCUUCAUGGAGAGAGCACUACUGGCAGGGUUCACCACGCUGUUAGGCACCUGCGAGGCCAGCUGGACCAAGCUGUGUCCCGCAUCAGGACCCUGGAGGCCGAGCUGAAACAUGGGAGGAGCAAACCAGCUGAAUUCAAUGGAUCAGAAGACUGGGCCCCUCUGGUCAAGGAGAAGGGCGGCAAUUCCCUGCUGCAGAGCCUUACUCACUCCCUGCACAGCCGGGAGCGUCUGAUCCAGGAGUGUAUGGGUCUGAUCAGAAGACUGUGUUUGGAUAAGGGAGCCGGGAGUGAGCUGGCAAACAAGCUGAAAGAGAAACUAGCUGAGAAUCUGAAGGAAAUUCUUUCUGACAACAAGGCUGCUCUGGCGACUUUGAGAUCUGAAAUGACUGAGAGAGAGAAGGACAUGGAGAAAGAGAUUGAAGCACUGAGGAAGGCUGGGAGAGACCGGGAGAAAGACCUCGACGCGCUCAACACAGUGCUGCAGUGCAACCAGGAUGUUAUCAAUGACCUGCAAUCGGCUCUGAGGGAGAAGGAGCAAGUGUUGAAGGAUGUGGAGAAAGAGAGGGAGGUGUGGAGACAGAGGGACCGGGCCCUUGCUGCUGUGCUGCAGGAGAAGGAAGCUCUGGUCCAAUGCCUCAAGGAGGAGGUGGACAUCUGUCAUAAAGAUGUGGAGGCUCUCUCUGACUCUGGGACUGGGCAGGCAUCGGCAGGGAACAGGGCUGAGCUGGCAGCCUUGUUGAAGGACAGAGAAGUAAAUGGCGCCGCCUUGUGCCAGCAGGUGACCAAACUCACCACAGCCCUGCAGGAAUACCAGGACAUGGUGCAGAAGAGUCACCAUCAGAUGGUGUCCUCUCUGACGGCUCAACUCAGAGACACUCGGCAGGAGCUGAGGGAGAAGGAGAAGGAGAAGAAGGAGGCUGACAGGGCUUGGCAGAAAAUGAGAGAGGACAGAGAGCGAGAGGAAAGGAAACUGAAGAACCACCUGAAGAAGAGAGACAAACUCAUAGAGCAAAUCCUGUUCGAUGCUGAGGAGCGGGACCAUCUGUUCAGAGAGAUGCAGCAGAACCUGUCGAACAAGCAGGAACCUGUGACGGCCGUCAAACACACACUGUGACACCGUACUGACAAGAAAGUAAACUGCACAUGGAUGGAGGGAAAUGUUUGCACUUUCUGCACCACCUUUUUGCCUCAUCAAAAUAUUUAUCAUGGUGUACAUCAAGUCAAUUUAUAUUUAUCUUUCCAUGGUUUUUGAGGUUUGCACUUUUACACCUGCCCUGUUCUGGCAUAGGCUGAAGAAAAGUUGAAUUCCACUUAACUCUCAGGAGUGAAUUGGUAAUUUCAGACAACACAUGCUGAUUGUUUUCAGCAUGGAGAGAGAUGUUAGCUCUAGCUGUAUGCUGAAUACUUGAUUUAAAAGUUAUCCGGUGGCUGUAUUUUGUUAAUUUAUGGAUGCGGUGGGUCUAGGCAGGGAUUAAAUUUCAUUUCAUGGAGUGGGAUUGUUGCUGAUACAAACAUUUCUGAGUGGUACGAUUGUUUGUGGACCUGAGUGACACUGGUUAUGUCUUUUAGGACAGGUGUGGGUAUGAUACAAAGUUAAAGUACCUCCCUUUGUUCUAUGAAGCUCUUUCUAGUGGUGCUUUAUCUUUCUCAGUGCAGAUCUGCUGUGUUUGGCUCUCAUGCAGGGGAAAACUUAGGAGCAAAGUAAUAUUUUUAACCAUUUUUCAUUUUCUUCUUUUAUAUACUGUACAUCUGACCUUUUUGAGGCUAUUCUUAAUUAUUGUCUGUUUACACAUUUUUUACUGUUAUUCUGGGACUUAUUACUACGGACAUUUUCUUUCUUUAAGCUCAAGAGAAUUAAAAACUCUGAUCCAAACAACCGUGUCCACAGAUGCUGUU
Messenger RNA from Monopterus albus (swamp eel), 3414 nucleotides. RefSeq lists its product as uncharacterized. The record is from RefSeq and is a predicted model, not a curated record. The coding region runs from base 347 to 2632 and encodes 761 amino acids. Gene Ontology annotation, cellular component: Golgi apparatus; centrosome. Gene Ontology annotation, biological process: centrosome cycle; positive regulation of microtubule nucleation; regulation of Golgi organization. The transcript has 11 exons. Gene Ontology annotation, molecular function: molecular adaptor activity. NCBI's taxonomy places the organism in Eukaryota, Metazoa, Chordata, Actinopteri, Synbranchiformes, Synbranchidae.